Molecule: messenger RNA, 2417 nt
Organism: Mus pahari (shrew mouse)
Lineage: Eukaryota; Metazoa; Chordata; Mammalia; Rodentia; Muridae
Gene: Proz
Product: protein Z, vitamin K dependent plasma glycoprotein
Exons: 8
Coding region: 117-1316 (399 amino acids)
Biological process (GO): proteolysis; blood coagulation
Cellular component (GO): extracellular region
Molecular function (GO): serine-type endopeptidase activity; calcium ion binding
Source: RefSeq, a predicted model, not a curated record
CUAGGCCAGCCUCUGUGUGUUCUAAGGCACACACUGACCGCGGUGCCUCCCAGGGCCCUGGACUUUGGCUGUUUGCAGACUUUGCUCGGCCUGGGCCAGCAGGGCUCUGGGUCAGCAUGGCCGGCGGCAUCGUGCUGCUCCGGGGCUUCAUCCUUACCCUCAUCCUGCACCAGGUGGAGCUUUCCGUGUUUCUUCCAGCCCCGAAGGCAAACAACGUUCUGCGGAGGUGGAGGCGGGCCAGUUCGUACUUCCUAGAAGAACUCUUCCAGGGAAACUUGGAGAAGGAGUGUUACGAGGAAAUCUGCAGCUAUGAGGAGGCAAGAGAAGUGUUUGAAAAUGACGUCAGUACGGAUGAGUUCUGGAGACAAUACUGGGGUGGCUCUCCGUGCAUCUCCCAGCCCUGCCUCAACAACGGGACAUGCGAGGACCACAUCCGCAGUUACAGCUGCACCUGCUCUCCGGGCUAUGAGGGCAAGACCUGUGCCAUGGCUAUAAAUGAAUGUCACCUAGAGAGGACAGAUGGAUGCCAGCAUUUCUGCCACCCAGGGCAGUCAUCCUACGUGUGCAGUUGUGCAAAGGGCUACAAGCUGGGCAAAGACCAGAAAUCAUGUGGUCUAAGUGACAACUGUGCAUGCGGGGCCCUGACUUCCGAACACAUCAGAAUGACGAAAAGCAGCCAGAAUCUGCCUAGCUUCCCGUGGCAGGUCAGAUUAACAAAUAAUGAAGGAGAAGACUUCUGCGCUGGCGUGUUACUACAGGAAGACUUCGUGUUGACAACAGCAAAGUGUUCACUAUUGUACAGCAACUUUAGUGUAAAAGCAAAUGCUGACCAGAGGAUCGGGGUCAAGAGCACGCACGUGCACAUGCGUUAUGAUGAGGAGUCGGGGGAGAACGAUGUGUCACUGCUGGAGCUGGAGGAGCCCUUGCAGUGUCCCAGCUCUGGGCUCCCCGUCUGUGUCCCAGAGAGGGACUUUGCAGAGCAUGUCCUCAUCCCUGGGACAGAGGGUCUCCUCAGCGGCUGGAUGUUUAAUGGCACAGACCUGGCUACCACACCGACGAUGCUGUCGGUCACACAAGCAGAUGGGGAGGAAUGUGGACAGAUCCUGAAUGUAACAGUCACAACGAGGACAAGCUGUGAGAAGGGCAGUGUGGUGAUGGGGCCAUGGGUGGAAGGAAGUGUGGUGACCCGAGAACAUAAGGGCACCUGGUUCCUCACGGGGAUCCUAGGUUCGCCACCACCACCAGGGCAAUCAUGCAUGCUCCUCCUCACCGCAGUCCCCAGAUACUCCAUGUGGUUUAAACAGAUCAUGAAGUAGCUGAAAUCCAACAACACGGCUGCCAGAGGGUCAAAUCCCGUCACAGUUAGCACUGGAAGAUGACCUCUUAUUCCUUGGAACUUUACAUUUUUCUUUACUCUUGAGAAUUUCAUACACACACACAAGGAAAUGUGACCACACGCACACCCCAUUUCCCUUCUCCAACUCCAUUUAUAUUUCCUUCUCAGGAAAUAUAAUCCACUCAGUUGAGUUAGCACUGCCUCUGUGUGUACGGUGUGGGGCCGUCCACUGGAGCACCCUCAGAACCACACAAUUUUCCCUCCCUCAGCAGCUAUUAACUGCCAACAGCUCCUCAGUGGGGAGUGUGGCAGGGAGCACCCCCCCCCCCAUCUAUGUCAGAAUCUGGCUUGAUCUUGCGCAGUCUUGACCAGGUCACCCCAGCUGCUGAGUCCGUUCCGACCAGAAGGUGCUCUUCUCGACAUCUCAGCUGUAUGUUCUUCCCCAUUCUCUUUGACGAUUUUCCCUAAGCCCUGGUGGAGGUGGAGGUAUGGGUGCAAGAGAAUGGGAGAGUUGGAGCCUGUUGAUUAGGAUGUCCCACGUAGGACUGAGCCCUCGGCCCCUCACUCUCAGCACUUUGACUAACUAUGCAUCUUUGCAUUAACUGCGGCCCAUUAUGAAAAGAAGGUUCUUGGACCAAAGCUGCCAACAGUCCAGCUCUAUGGUAGGAGCAUACAUAUUUAGAAGGUAAUUUUUAACCUGACAAUUUAGCAAAGUAACACUAGCAGCUUCUACCCUAGGCCUGUGACCUCCCCAGUCACAAGCUUUUGGCUGAGAUUAUAGCUUCAGGAAUGGAAUCCCUGUGAAUCAGGCCUCAAAAUCAACCAGAAAGCAGCUCUGUGCCCCAUAAUAGUUCUGCCACAACUGCACCAAUGUGCACAUCUUGCCUGGCAUGUCAGUGUUGUGGAUGAGGGUCCAGCACUGGGUAAGACCACUGUUGCCUCUGCUGUUCCUGUAGUUAGCACAGGCCUUCUGGCCUUAUGAAAGCUAGCCAGCAAGGAGUUUGUUUGAUGGUUUUUAUCCAAACAGAAGCCUUAGGGAAAAAAAUAGGAUUUGUGAAAUAAAAUCAGUGUCAGUCAGAAA